AUGAAGGUUCAGUACUUUGGUAAGUUACAGAGGGAAGUAGCGCGCGGUACUUGCAAAUACAACGCCUUCCAAUUGACAUUCCAUAUUGUUAAUAAUGGGUAGGAUCAACCAACAUUCUCGUCUGGAUUAGAAACCACAUACUGCCAAAACCAUCAAAGCGUCUCAAUUGCCUGUGUUCCUGAAAAAGAGCACAGAUGGAUGAUUGACGCAAGGUUCUAAACGCUCGGAGUUCAGGGGUUACAAUCAAACUAAGGAAAGCUUAAUCAAUUAACCUUAGCAAGUUUAGCGUUACGCCAAAAUCUCAUCAGAACCCAUGUCUCAAAUCUUCUUUCAACUGACUGGACUUGUGAACGAACCAACAACAAAAUAACAACAUAUCAAUCACAAGUUCACAAGGUUAUUGGAUAUCGCCAACAAGAAUCCCAACAUCGAUUUCCAAUUCUAUAUUAUUGCCUGUAGGAAUUUGGGAUACACAUCACCAACAUGUUGAUCCUGUCCAGGCUCCUCUCUACGGAUUCAUCUCCACUCGAUAUGAUGCUCAACUCGAUACUCACUCGACCAAUGGUUUGUGCGGAGUCAUGAAACGAUUUUGAACUAUCAAAGCCAUAUAUAUAUACUUUAGGCCAUAAUUGGUUUCUAUUCAAAUUGUGUAAGUUUGAUAGUCUGAUAUAUGAGUAAAUUUGGAAAACAACAAACAAACUAUUUUCGAAACAGCCUUGUUGAUUUGUUCACAAUCAAAGUAAGGACCUGGUCACGGCUUUCGGAUUGCAAUCAAAGUGAGUGUUUGGAGUGUGUAUAACGUUAACCUCUACCCACUCUUUUCAACGCUUGAACCUAAAGAUAUCCCUUCAAUUUGCUGGAUAAAGGAUGGCGCAGUAAAUUGGCUGCAAACCAUCUGCACCCGUACAAGCUUGGUGGAACGGUACCUAGGUAGGUCGCAUAAAAUAUGACAAGCCUGCUCUAUCCCAUUAUCCGGAUACGGUUCUUCGUGCACAGUGAGUGAAUCCUUGGGAUGGUAUGAUCCACUAUCUGUGCUUGAUAAAUCUUAACUAUUCCCCUCUUUAAGGACUGACUUAUCUAUAUACCUCCUCUCGUUCUUUUGA
Messenger RNA from Sclerotinia trifoliorum, 1103 nucleotides. The record is from the annotation of a GenBank genome assembly. Lineage: Eukaryota; Fungi; Ascomycota; Leotiomycetes; Helotiales; Sclerotiniaceae.